CAGAUGUUCUACUUGCUGGCGCAGGUGGAUGCUACGGUCGACGAUUUGACAAGAAAACGGUACUGGCGACAGGCAAUCUACUGGGCGAACAGGAGUAACGAUAACGAAUUGCUGGUAGAGAAAAACUUAAACUUAUUGUUGCACGUCCUCCCAUUUAGUGCCAUUUCGCUCGGAAAAUGCGGCUCAUGCAUCGUGGUCUUUUUCUAAUUCUACAUGCAGCUUCUGAAAGUUUCUCUCCCUCGCUCCAUAGUUCAUUUUUGUAUAACCCGCCCUAACAAAAACAACCAGGUGCAAAUCCGCGAGCACGAGGUGGAAGACAGCCUUUACUUCUUCGACUCCACUCACACCCUCCACUCCCCUUCUCACCGCGCGCUGUCGCCGAAGGAACGCAGAAAACACAUGGACAAGAGCUUGUUGCACGGAAAGAAUUUUCCGAAAAUCACAGAGGUGGACAUGCGACCAAUCAGCUUCUCGCCGCCCAGCAAAGACAAGAAGAAGAUAGUAUCCUGUGCAAAAGUAUCGUACUCGUAGUCAUUGCAUUUACGCAUUACAAAUCUCUUUCUCAAGGUAAAUCAGCAUUGCAAAUUUAAUUUGUAAUGCUGAGCCAAUUUGUAUUGCGAUUUGUACUGGUGCGAUACCUUUGCAGUGCAUAGAUAGAUUCGAAGGACAAAACGAUGAGCCGCUCGUCCUCUUCCCCCACAUCCUCGAAGGAAAGGAACGGGCCGCGGAACGCCAAAAAGCGGAUGACUUUGCAUCACGCAGCUUUCACUGGAAGUAGUUCUGGACAGCAACAACACCACGGUUCGAUCGUGAACGCUUCGGGUGCGAGCUUCAACACGACUGCUAACGGAGGUGGGGAGGAGGGUAAAGAGCGCGCUGGGAGCAAGACCAAGGAGCCGCACAGAUCGUUUGAACGGCGGAAAAACCUGAUGCGGUUGGAAGAAGACGAAAGACAUUUACAAGAUUGUUUCCGAAGAAUCAGGGCAGAGAAAACCAACUUGAAGUGGUUUCUGCACACGUAUAAUUAUCGGGAUUGUUUUUGCUAGCUGACGCUGACUUUUGGUUUUUGUUUCAUUCUUGUCCAGUGGUUCGUCACGUAGAAGUGAUGCGCUUAUUUUGUUUUUGGUUGAAUAAUCUAAUCUUCGAAGAACGCUUACUAGUGAACUUGCUGUACACUGUAGCUGGAAAUUUAAAUUACACGCUGCAUUCGCAUCGCAAAGCCGAGGCCGAAAACAAAAGAAGUACUUGAUUUCUACAAAAACUGCAGGUACCACGAUUACCUUUACGUGGACUCGAAGUAUCACAGUGGUUAUGCCGUGAAGAUGCGAAAGCUCAAGGAUACGCUCGAGCAAGAACAGCAGGCUGCGCUAAGUGCCACGGCAAACAGCGAAAGCCGGCUUCACCUGUUCAACAGCCACGGCACAGAGUUCGACCCACACAGUCCGCAGAUGCAGCGCGAAAACUCGGAUACGCGAAGCAAGUCCGAGGUCGACGGGAGCCAGGACGCUGUGUUCUCCGCUCGGGUAAGGAACAAGGUCCAGGCCGUGCGUGCCACGCAGCAGGCUGCCCGACUGACCACUCGGAAAUCUACACGGUAUAAGCAAAAGCAUGAUUUUCAUUUUUACAUAGAAAAGCUCAUGAAAAAAAAAGAACACUGUUCCUUCGCGAUGAAAUUGAAAAUGCGGCACGGCAUUUUGACUCAGUUAAGUGCCUGUCAUGGCACGCAUGUUAUGCUCCCCUUUUAGUUCCAGGAAAUCAACGCAAAAUCCUCAGGUCCGGCACAGGGAUGCUGGCGGCGUUGUCCUCGACAUCGACUAGCAGCGCGAACCGACCAGCCUCACACGUCGACCCCACCGAGUCGCAAGCUUCCGGAGCAGCAUCGCAGUCACUUUCGAAAGAAAACAACUACACAAAUAACUCCCUUGCUUCUCCAGUAAUCCGAAUCGUCCCGCCUGAUAGCAACGACAACAUGAUAACGUCCUCGUCCCCCAACACUCCUAUAGUCCCGGUGGGGGUUCCGAGUAUCAGUUUCGGAUCUUCAGCCGCACAUUUGUCGAACUCUCCCGGGAAGAAAAAGCACGCCGCCAAUGCUGUUUUCAAAGAGUUUCACGAGGCGGCAGCUUUGUCCCGUCGGAAAUCUAGCGUCGAGGGCCUGAUGGGGGUGGGAAGCGCUGCGAUGGGCGCCGUGGCGGGGGCGAUGAAGAGGCGCCAGUCUCUGCCCAUUGCCGAGGAGAGCGAAAUUCCGAUUAUGAAGAGGCGGAACAGCAUCGAACAAGUGAUGCAGGAAAUGGAUGAGAAAGAGAAGCAGAAGGAGCAGGAUUUACAAACCAAGGCACAACUUGCGAAGAGGUAAGUAGUCGUCUUUGACUUCUUUGUCGCUUUCGAGUUUAUUAUUAUUUUAUGUGGGAUUCUUUUGAUCAUGAUUUUUUGUUUUUCACAUAAGGGUCCGCUAGUACACAUGAAGAUGAACCUGUCCCUGGACAUCGGAGCCGUAUACUAUUUUGUCAGAAUGAUCGGGAGGCAAGAAAAAGGUAAACUUGAUUUCUUGUAGGCUUAGAAAUAUUCGCGAUCGGGAAUGAAAUACAGAAGCUGCAAAAUAAACCUGUCAGGCGUAAAUCGAUGGCCGCACAAGAGGCUUCGCCAAAAGCAAAGGACGUGCAGAGUACCAUUCUCAGCUUAAAGGAGCAGCUCCAGAAAUCUAAGCAAGUGGCUAAUGCAGCGUAUGACGGAAACUUUUGAACAUACGACCUCCUGCAGUCGCACCGCCUAGAGUUGGCUUCGCUAUUAUCGUUCACGCAACGUAUAAUAUAUAACUUUCAGGUUUGUUUAUGUUACUUUUCCAACGGUGUUUGUCAACGAGUUGUGAACAGAAAGUCAAUACCACAUCAUCAAUUUCUGAUUUUCUUUGACCACAAGCAGAACAACAGACACAAGUGGAACCUUGAAGUCGUAUCAAUAUGUCGAAUCAACAGUCACGCCUAACUAGAACAUUACGAACUAGAACUACGUCGACGCAGAGCAAAAGAGUUACUUCUACUUCAGCAGCAGCUUUUUUAUUUUCUUUUCCUACAACUACAGUCACCGUGCGAAACCGAAAGCAAAUCCAAAUUUAAUUGAAAAAUACGAUCAGAUAUCGCUUUGCAUGCUAAUCCUAAAGGACGACUUGAAUAAAAGUACUAGCUGAGUACGGAAUUGCAAAAUUAAAUUACGGCACACGAAUAGAAGAGCGAGUCGUACUAGUGCGAAAAGCAAAAGAAAAGAGCUGAAAAAGCCAGUAUCAAUUGAAGGUAGACACACUCAUUAACAUUUUCGAAGUUGCAGAAGGCACAAUUUGCAUAGAUAAGAACAGCUAGAGCCGAGAAUACAAUCGAAUUUGAAUCUAGGUAGUGCAGACCAUAUAGAUUAUUUUUAAGAUGAUAAAUCAUAAAGCUACAUCAGUGCAUAGGCAUGAACUCGAAGGAAAAGAUAGAAAAUGAGGUUGUAAGAUUUUCGAUAUUUUUUCGUCGGAGUUGCAUCUCAGUGGCGUGUGCUGCCACCUGAU
This is a messenger RNA of Amoebophrya sp. A120, 3541 nucleotides long. Lineage: Eukaryota; Dinophyceae; Syndiniales; Amoebophryaceae. The record is from the annotation of a GenBank genome assembly.